AUGGAAGGUGAACUCAAGAGCUUCAUCAAGGUCUUCAUCUCAAUAAUGGCGUCCCUCUUAUACUCUUACUUCAUAGCUUCAAAGCUUCCCAAAGGCAAAUUCAGGUUCUUCUCUCUCCUCCCAAUUUUCUCUCUCUUCGCCGUCCUUCCCCUCUCUCUCUCCACCGUCUUCCUCACCGGAACCGUCACCUUCUUCAUCACUUGGCUCACAACCUACAAACUCCUCCUCUUUUCCUUCAAUUUAGGCCCUCUUGUUUCCGACCCACCAUUGAAAUUCCCCUUAUUUGCCUUGAUUGCUUGCCUCCCAAUCAAAAUCAAGCCAAAAAAAACCGACCCAGAUUACAAAAAUCUCAAAAAAAUUCCAAAUCCCAAGUUGCCACUUAAUUUACCCUCCAAAAUAGUUAUUUUCGCCGGAUUUAUCGCCGCCGCCGACCUCGUUGACCGGCUCCGGCCAAAUGUGAAGCUCUGCGUCUACUCGGCGCUGUUGUAUAUCUUCGUCGACAUUCUUCUUGGUGUACCGAGUGUUUUCGUUCGAUUGACAUUUGGUGGCGUCGAGCUCGAACCGGGGUCGAACGAGCCGUACUUGAUGACAUCGCUCCAAGAUUUUUGGGGGAGAAGAUGGAAUUUAUUGGUGUCGAAUUCUCUCCGAUAUAGCGUUUACAAGCCGGUCCGAGCAGCCAUGGAGGGUCUAAUCGGGCCGACAUGGGCGGCGGGAGUGGCGGUGAUGGCGGUGUUUGUGGUGUCCGGAGUGAUGCAUGAGCAAAUGGUUGAAGGCCGCCGUGGGGCGACGGUGGCGGCCGCCGUCGGUGGUGGCGGGUCUGUUGACGUUGGCGUUUUUGAUGGUCACCGCCGCGUGGUUGUUCUAUCCGCCGUUCUUGAAGGCCGGUACUUUUGCAAGUCUUCUUAG
Cucurbita maxima (winter squash) is the source of this 906-nucleotide messenger RNA. Its product is annotated as probable long-chain-alcohol O-fatty-acyltransferase 5. The coding region runs from base 1 to 906 and encodes 301 amino acids. NCBI's taxonomy places the organism in Eukaryota, Viridiplantae, Streptophyta, Magnoliopsida, Cucurbitales, Cucurbitaceae. The transcript is spliced from 2 exons. The record is from RefSeq and is a predicted model, not a curated record. Gene Ontology annotation, biological process: lipid metabolic process.